Messenger RNA from Dentiscutata heterogama, 1137 nucleotides. NCBI's taxonomy places the organism in Eukaryota, Fungi, Glomeromycota, Glomeromycetes, Diversisporales, Gigasporaceae. The record is from the annotation of a GenBank genome assembly.
AUGACAGCAAAACCGAAUAUUGUAAUCGUUGGUGGUGGAUAUGGUGGUGUAGCUGCAGCCACUAAACUCGAAUUGGCUCUUCAUAAAACCCAUCAAAUCAUUCUUAUCGAACGUAAAACUCAUUUUUAUCACUCUAUUGGUGGUCUUCGUGCUGUCGUUGAAGAUGGUUUCGAACAUAAAGUUAUAAUUCCUUAUAAUAACCUUUUUAAGUAUGACGGAAAAGUUGUACAUGCUACAGUUACUACUAUCCAUGAAAAAGAAGUUAUCAUUAAUACCGAAACUGAAUGGGGAACUCGUAUACCAUUUGAAUAUUUGAUAAUUGCUACCGGUUCUAAUUAUCCUAGACCUGGAAAGCUAAUUACUGAUAAUAAAGAAGAAAGUGUUGCUGAGUUAGUUGCUCAAAGAAGUGCUAUAAAAAACGCGAAUAAAAUUUUGAUUAUUGGUGGAGGUCCUGUGGGCAUUGAACUUGCCGGAGAAAUUGCAUCAGUUUACCAAGAUAAAGAAGUUACACUUAUUCAUUCGGAAAAUCAUUUGCUUAGUGAAAAAUUCCCAAAGAAAAUGACUAACCUUCUUGCUAAACAACUAAAAGAACUAAAUGUAAAACUUAUUUUGGGUGAAUCUGUUAAUCUUCCUUCUUCGGGUAUCGGUGACGGGUUGUCUCCUUUAACUUUGGAAACCAACAAGGGCACGCAAAUUGAAUCUGACGUUCAAUUCGUAGCUUUUGGCAUAAAGCCCAACACUAACGUUAUAGAAACAUUGGAUCAAUCAUUGAUAGAAGAAAAUACCACUCGAGUAAAAGUUAAGCCAACUCUUCAAUUGGAUCAUGAUAAUUAUGCUCAUAUAUUUGCCCUCGGCGACAUAACAAAUAUUAAUGAAACUAAGCUUGCCUACCGUGCUGGUCUUCAUGCUGAUGUUAUAACUAAAAAUAUUAUUUCCCAUAUUAAUAAUAAAAAAUUGGUUGAAUAUAAACCUGGUCCUGAAGUUAUGAUUGUUCCCGUUGGAAAGGCUAAGGGAGCAGUUCUUUUACCAUUCGGUAACAUGGUAGUUGGCAGUUUCAUGGCUAAAAAUGUAAAGGGUAAAACUCUCAUGGUUGAUAAAAUGUGGAAAACAUUGAAUGCUACACCCUCUACUACAUAA